AUGAUGUAUGACAAGGACAACUGGGUACUGUAGGGAAGCAUUUAGCUACCAAAACCCUCACGUAAAUCAUUGUUUUUGUGUUUAAUAGACCUACAAUUUUCACUGAAAGUAUUUUGUUUCAGGCUAUAUCAGUAGAUAUGAAAACAGAUUUCUCCCAGCACACCAACCAAAGUAAACAACCAAAUCGUUAAUCCACAGUCAACCAACGACAAAACCAUCUGAUUUUAUCUAUAGUAGUUUGAAUAUAUUUGCCUAUGUGUCUAGCCCAUUUACAUGACUAGCACUGUACUACACUCUCUCCUUCUGCCUUCAGUGGAACAGUAGUAAUAGCAGGUCUCCCUCUGGGGCAGGGUGUGGUGGAGGUGCCCCACCCAGAGCACUCCCUCCCUGGGGUUAAAAUUACCCUGCUCUGCCUCUGUGGAUCCAGGACUGCAGGAGGAGUGGGUGGAGGUAAAGCUCAAACCACACGGUCUGCUAUGAAUCUGAGGGGGAAAUGACAUGGUAGAAUCUGAGCAGGUCCACUAGAUUAGUAGCUGCUGAGGAAAACGUGGCAACACCCAACGAUUUGGUUGGAGUCUGUGGUGUAAACUCAUAGGAGCUGUAGCUUUUCUGAGAGUUCGGAAAUAUAAACCCUUUGAGGGGUUUAAGGCCUAUUGCAGUAUGCAUGGUGUAUUGAUAUUGAACAGUGUUAUACUGGAUAGAUAGGAUACAAUUCAGAUAUUAGAAUGAGAUAGUCUUGUUGUGACCUAUUUGUUGAAAGACAAUUAUUAAUCUGUUCAAUAGUAAUAAUAAUGGAUUCGAUUUGUAUAACAGUGUAACAAUCAGUUAAAUUGCACACAUUAUCCUCCUCAUCAUAACCAAAAAUGUAUGAUUGAGAAACAUUGUAUCAUAGAGAGACAUAAUAAUAAUAAUAUAGCAGUAGUAAUCAACAUUGGAACGUAUCAACUACGUGCUCGUUACUGCUCCAUCGUCACAUGAUACAGUUGCUGCUGCGUGAUGACAUCACAGCUAGAGGCAGGUCAAGUUACUGUAGUUCUGUUUCUUCUUCCUUGUUCUUUCCCUUCUAUCAUCCACCGGCCCGGGCAACCCAAAGCAAAGGAGACAGGCAUAAUGUCCCAUCAAACGGGCAUACAAGGUAAAUACGCACAUUUUGCUUAUUGUAACCAGCUGUUGAAAUCACAACGGAAUAGACGAUGCGAUCGUCGCUCAUGACAGAUUUGAUUUAAAAGGAUUACAUCCAUAGAAAAAAAAAACCUGUUGUAUGUGUGUCGUUCUGCAUCAUCAGCGAGAAUAAGCAGUGCUUUCUGCUCUGUUGAGGUUGCUUCGGGCUUCACGGUGCACUGGGCGAAUGAGAAGAAUCUAUGACAAGUGUAUUCAGCGAUGCGUUGUACUAAUAUGGUCGUGCUGCUGCGAUUCAACUGACAUUGUUACGCCGCAUAAACACUAGCAGUUAGUCAUCAAGCUCUGUGCUGCUGCUGCAGCAGACUCUAUGAUCUGUAACGUUAGUUUCAAAGGUCUUUUACAAGGGAACAAGCCGCCCAUUCAUCACAUGCGUAAAUUAAUCUGGGUGACAUUCAUGGCCAAGAUUACUGCUGCCCUUUUGAUGUUUGUUGAGAUGAGAUAACCUUUGAUGCAACUGUGUCGAUGUUUAUGUAACAACUGGCUCUCUAGUAACAUUUGGGUCACCUAUUUUGGCCAGUAGGCUAUCAGAGCUAUCUUUAUUUAUCAUGGCACGGCGAAGGGUAAUACAAUUACAUUGAUUGGCCUGUAGAAGUCAGGCAUGCGUUUGGUUUUGCCCUUAUUCAUCUUGAAUACCUGACGUUAAUUCUCUGUCUCUAUACUAUAGUGAAUGACCAAGAGAGAUAAGCUGCCUAUGCUAAUCUUUUCUUAAAACCUUUUGAUAAACACACCAAUCCUUAUUUCAACUGACCAGUAUAUUCUACACUUGACUGUCAAGUAAUAGGCUAUUCCCCAUGCUUGUGUUCCCUGUCCCUUGUAUUCCCAGAAUUUCCCUGUUGUGUGAAUAGCCAACGUCUCUCUUGAGCCAAAGUGUGUAUAAAGAAGUGACCACUUGGUUUGCUUUGACUUCACAGCUGCGGAGGAAGUGAAAGACAUCUUUGCUAAGGCGAGGAACGGAGCCUAUCGCCUGCUGAAGGUCGUCAUUGAGAUGGGUGAGUAUGUAGUCUGCCUAGCCUACAGCUGAUCAACUCAAUCACACCUAUUGAUCAGAGAUGAGCCCUACCCAUCACUGUAUGCAACAUGAUCAAUAGGUAAAUAGAUUAGUUCAGUAGUUUGUUGAUUGGUUACAACUGGUUAUAUUUACUGUGAUGUUAAAGACAUGUACUGUGAUCUGAAAAGUAGACUGUAUUGUACUGUAUUGUACUGUAUUGUAUUGUACUGUACUGUACUGUAUUGUAUUGUAUUGUACUGUACUGUAUUGUACUGUACUGAAUUGUACUUUUAUUGUACUGUAUUGUAUUGGUUAUUACACUUCAUGUCAUUUGUAUGAUAUUUGUUGGGUAGUUGCUUUUACUGCACUGCAACCUCAGAUACUGUAUAUCUUACCUGAAAAGCCAGAACAUAACUUUAUGUCAGUUGAUGUUUACCUGUUCCCAUAGUUAAAUAUUGUAUAUCACUGUAAUACAUCCAUCAUAUCCCUCCUUGUUAUUAUUCCAGAGACUCUGGUGCUGGGAGGCACCAAGCAUGCGUCUAAGAAGUGGGACCAGGAGUAUGACGCCUAUGUGCUGCCUCUCCUACAGGAUGACAUGCCCUCCUACCUCCUGUACAGGCUGGACUCUACUAACAACCAGGGAUAUGAGUGGAUCUUCCUGGCCUGGUCACCUGACCGCUCACCUGUAUGUUGAUUUGUUUAUCUGUUUCUUUCAUUCUUUCUUUAUUAAUCAAUAUGUUGGUUGGGAGGAAAUUCUUCUUGUUCUUGUUCUUGUUCUUGUUCUUCCUGGUCAAGACUACCUCUGGAAUGCCAUAGACAUGACAGUUUUUACUUCACUAUAGCAACUGUUUCACCUUGUAAACACAACUGUCAUGGUGUCAGUUAGGGCAUUUAAAAGUCUCCCGAGUGGCGCAGCGGUCUAAGGCACUGUAUCGCAGUGCUUGAGGUGUCACUACAGACCCGGGCUCGAUCCCAGGCUGUGUCACAACCGGCCGUGACCGGGAGUCCCAUAGGGCGACGCGUUAGGGGAGGGUUUGGCCGGGGGGGCUUUACUUGGCUCAUCGCAAUCUAGCGACUCCUUGUGGCGGGCCGGUCGCCUGCAGGCUGACUUCGGUCGUCAGUUGAACGGUGUGCCCUCCGACACAUUGGUGCAGCUGGCUUCCUGGUUAAGCGGGCGGGUGUUAAGAAGCACGGUUUGGCGGGUCAUGUUUCGGAGGACGCUCCCGAACCCGUUGGGGAGUUGCAGCGAUGAGACAAAAUCGUAAUUUAAUAUCAUGAAAUUUGGGAGAAUAAAAGGGAUUUUUAAAAAAGAUAGGAAAGAAAGUACCUCUGUUUAUUCCAUAGUCCCUCUGUGUAAUAGCACUCUAAUAAGCCAGAAUGUUGUAUACAAUAAUACCCUAUUUAGAGAACUACCAACCCACAGUCUAGUCCACACUACAGGUAAAGCCCAACAGGGAGAAUGUAACAGACCACACACAGUGCUGCUUUCAAACACACAUCUGGUCUGUGGUUGGCUAACUAUAGAUUGAGAACCCUUACCGCUGGGUGAGAGAACACUUUACUUUAAGGGUUUUUAGAUGUGUUUGUUUAUGCUUAGCUUAGGCCCACACUUUGAAGAGACUGUUGAGCAAAAAAGCUAGCUUAUUGUUGUGCUAAACAAGCAUAUUUGCAAUUUUAAUGUUGGCUAGCAAGAAGCAUGAAACCUGGCUUCCAUCCUAAACCUCAAUGAAACAGCGAAAAUGGUAGAUGUUUCUGAGAUGUCUGUAUGAAAUAACAUUCAGUUCUGGUUUAGAUUGCAGUCUACAGUCAUAUUUAUCAGUUAGUGCAGUACUAAAUCGUGAAUUUCUCCCACUUCUAUAGGUUAGACAGAAGAUGUUAUAUGCUGCUACAAGAGCUACACUGAAGAAGGAGUUUGGGGGUGGGCACAUUAAAGAUGAAAUAUUUGGCACAGUGGAGGUAUGUUGAAGAAUCUAAAGAAACUCCUCAUUAUUUUAUGGUUUACAGUCCUAAGUGGGCUUUCCAAACCAGGGCCUGUAUACAAAACGGAUCCUAUAUAAGCACUCAUACUCUAAAUACGGACCCUGAGCUCCAGUCCACCCCUCUCACGGUCCUGUCUCUCCCCAGGAUGAUGUGUCUCUGAGCGGGUACAGGAAGUACCUGAUAGCACAGGCUGCUCCACAACCACUGACCGCUGCUGAGGAGGAGCUGAGGCAGAUCAAACUGAGUGAGGUAGAGAGACACACACACACACACACACACACACACAGACGUACACACACACACACACAUACACUCUUAGGAAAAAAAGGGUGCUAUCUAGAACCUAAAAGGGUUCUUCAGCUGUCCCCAUAGGAGAACACUUGAAUAACCAUUUUUGGUUCCAGGUAAAACCCUUUUGGGUUCAAUGUGGUCCUCUGUAGCUCAAUUGGUAGAGCAUGGCGCUUGUAACGCCAGGGUAGUGGGUUUGAUCCCCGGGACCACCCAUACGUAAAAAUGUAUGCACACAUGACUGUAAGUCGCUUUGGAUAAAAGCGUCUGCUAAAUGGCAUAUUAUUAUUAUUAUAAUGACAAACCCUUUCCAAAGAGAGUUCUGCGUGGAACCCAAAAGGGUUCUACCUGAAACCAAAAAGGGUUCUCCUAUGAGGACAGCCGAAGAACCGUUUUGGAACCCUUUCUUCUAAGAGUGUACACACACACUAACACAUUCAUUUACACAACAAAGGACUUUGCCGCUGACAUGUCAAAUCUAUUAGCCUUCAGUGGAGAGGCAGAGAGCAAUUUACAGAAGGCAAUCAAAAACAGAUCAAUGAAGUGGAUAGAUCUUUGCACACUACACUAAACAGCCCAACCUCUGCCCCAGAUUCCCUUGGUUUCAUGCAUUCAUAAUAAUACUAUGAAGCAUUUUUCUAUUUACAUCGGUGUGAUGAUGUCACACACACAAACGUUUUGUUCUUCCUCGUGGGGGGCCAACAAUUCAAAAUCCUAUCUUCCCUAACCCUAAACCUUAACCCUAACCUUAACCCAUAAACCUCCGAAACCUAACCACUAACCUUAAAAUAGCCUUUGUCCUCAUGGGGAUGUGGGAAAUGUCCCCACGAGGGAGAAUUUUCCUUGUUUUACUAUCCUUGUGCGUACUUUUGGGGAUUUUAGGUCCCCACAUGGAUAGAAGAACCAACCCCCCCCCAUACACACACACACACACACAGACACACACUCUCCCUGAGAGAUGGAAAAAGGUUGAUAUGGGUUGUCCCUGGGUGCUGGGGGAGACUAGAACAGAUACUGCUCCAAAUGUUUAAACCCCUUAACUCCUCUCUACCAGUCCAUUUGAUUUAUUUCUUAAUCUCUCUGUACCCAUCGGAUUUCAGACUUCAUACUAAAAGGUUUAUCGUUCCCAAGUAAACAUUCACACUUUAAAGCAUAGUAAAAGGUUUAUCGUUCCCAAGUAAACAUUCACACUUUAAAGCAUAGUAAAAGGUUUAUCGUUCCCAAGUAAACAUUCACACUGAAAAGCAUAGUAAAAGGUUUAUCGUUCCCAAGUAAACAUUCACACUGUAAAGCAUAGUAAAAGGUUUAUCGUUCUCAAGUAAACAUUCACACUGUAAAGCAUAGUAAAAUGUUUAUCGUUCCCAAGUAAACAUUCACACUGAAAAGCAUAGUAAAAAUAGUAUGUGAAUUUACGUCACCAUAAACAAACACACUCUUAGAAAACAAGGUGCUAUCUAGAACGUAAAAGGGUUAUUCUGCUGUCCCUAUAGGAGAACCCUUUGAAGAAACCUUUUUGGUUCCAGGUAGAACCCUUUUGAUUCCAGGUAUAACUCUUUUGGGUUCUAUGUAAAACCCUUUCCACAUAGGGUUCUACCUGGAACCAAAAAGGGUUCUCCUGUGGGGACAGCCGAAGAACCCUUUUGGAACCCUUUUUCUCUAAGGGUGUAGCGACCUAUAUCAAUAGAGUGUAGCUACCUAUAUCAAUAGAGUGUAGCUACCUAUAUCAAUAGAGUGUAGGUCCCUAUAUCAAUAGAGUGUAGGUCCCUAUAUCAAUAGAGUGUAGGUCCCUAUAUCAAUAGAGUGUAGGUCCCUAUAUCAAUAGAGUGUAGGUCCCUAUAUCAAUAGAGUGUAGGUCCCUAUAUCAAUAGAGUGUAGGUCCCUAUAUCAAUAGAGUGUAGCUACCUAUAUCAAUAGAGUGUAGGUCCCUAUAUCAAUAGAGUGUAGGUCCCUAUAUCAAUAGAGUGUAGCUACCUAUAUCAAUAGAGUGUUGCGACCUAUAUCAAUAGAGUGUAGCGAUCUAUAUCAAUAGAGUGUAGCGACCUAUAUCAAUAGAGUGUAGCGAUCUAUAUCAAUAGAGUGUAGCUAGCUAUAUCAAUAGAGUGUAGUGACCUAUAUCAAUAGAGUGUAGCUCCCUAUAUCAAUAGAGUAUAGCGAACUAUAUCAAUAGAGUGUAGGUCCCUAUAUCAAUAGAGUGUAGCGACCUAUAUCAAUAGAGUGUAGGUCCCUAUAUCAAUAGAGUGUAGGUCCCUAUAUCAAUAGAGUGUAGGUCCCUAUAUCAAUAGAGUGUAGCUACCUAUAUCAAUAGAGUGUAGGUCCCUAUAUCAAUAGAGUGUAGGUCCCUAUAUCAAUAGAGUGUAGCUACCUAUAUCAAUAGAGUGUUACGACCUAUAUCAAUAGAGUGUAGCGAUCUAUAUCAAUAGAGUGUAGCGACCUAUAUCAAUAGAGUGUAGCGACCUAUAUCAAUAAAGUGUAGCGAUCUAUAUCAAUAGAGUGUAGCUAGCUAUAUCAAUAGAGUGUAGUGACCUAUAUCAAUAGAGUGUAGCUCCCUAUAUCAAUAGAGUAUAGCGAACUAUAUCAAUAGAGUGUAGGUCCCUAUAUCAAUAGAGUGUAGGUACCUAUAUCAAUAGAGUGUAGCUAGCUAUAUCAAUAGAGUGUAGCUAGCUAUAUCAAUAGAGUGUAGCUAGCUAUAUCAAUAGAGUGUAGUGACCUAUAUCAAUAGAGUGUAGCUCCCUAUAUCAAUAGAGUAUAGCGAACUAUAUCAAUAGAGUGUAGGUCCCUAUAUCAAUAGAGUGUAGGUCCCUAUAUCAAUAGAGUGUAGCGACCUAUAUCAAUAGAGUGUAGCGACCUAUAUCAAUAGAGUGUAGCGAUCUAUAUCAAUAGAGUGUAGGUCCCUAUAUCAAUAGAGUGUAGCUACCUAUAUCAAUAGAGUAUAGCGACCUAUAUCAAUAGAGUGUAGGUCCCUAUAUCAAUAGAGUGUAGCGACCUAUAUCAAUAGAGUGUAGCGACCUAUAUCAAUAGAGUGUAGCGAUCUAUAUCAAUAGAGUGUAGGUCCCUAUAUCAAUAGAGUGUAGCUACCUAUAUCAAUAGAGUGUAGCGACCUAUAUCAAUAGCGUGUAGCUACCUAUAUCAAUAGAGUGUAGCGAUCUAUAUCAAUAGAGUGUAGGUCCCUAUAUCAAUAGAAUGUAGGUCCCUAUAUCAAUAGAGUGUAGCGACCUAUAUCAAUAGAGUGUAGCGACCUAUAUCAAUAGAGUGUAGCUACCUAUAUCAAUAGAGUGUAGGUCCCUAUAUCAAUAGAGUGUAGCUACCUAUAUCAAUAGAGUGUAGGUCCCUAUAUCAAUAGAGUGUAGAUAUAUAUAUCAAUAGAGUGUAGCGACCUAUAUCAAUAGAGUGUAGCGACCUACAGUAUAUAAAUAGACCCAUAUCUGUAGAGUAUAUUGUUUAUUGUGUAUACACCCAUCAUGGCCUGACUCCAUAAAAGGACAGGGUCAUUCUUCAGCUGCCCUAUAGGCCUAUUUCAUAGAGCCACCCUCACAAAUACAGUAGUCUACAACCAACUGGGAAGCUGGGUUUAUAUUGAGACCCCCGACCCCCUUCCCAAUCACCAGCUGUAUGGGCAAGAUGAUUAUCCACUAAUCUACAUGCGAGGAAAGAGGCUUUCAGAUAUUUAUUAUUCAUUUGCUGAGAGACACGCUGCUUGUAAUAAGUAGAUGGAUGAAAAAACAGCAGCCCAUUCCUUUAGGUACAAGAGAUAAACAGGUCAGUGGCAAUCUCAUUCAGUCAAGCCUAACAUCGCGUAUGACUGUUAUGAGGGCUGUACAAACGCAUGAAAGGGCAUUACUGACCUAUUACACAGUGAUGUUAUUCAAUUAUUAUUAUUGGAUAUUAUUAUUAUUAUUGGAUAUUACUAUUAUUAUAUUGUUAUUGGAUAUUAUUAUCAUUAUAUUAUUAUUUAAUAUUAUUCAGAACAGUUUAUUUAUCUCACAUCAUAUUGAGAUCAUUCUGUAAAUGUUGUUAUUUUAGUUCCAUGUAUGGCUUGAAAUGUUACCACACGUUAAAUGUAUUUUCUUUGUGCCUUUCAAGAAUGUAUCUUUCUGUUUAUCUUUUGCAAAUUAUUGGUGACACAAAUGCAAAAUUGGGGUAAGGACAGACUUCCUGUUGUGUUAGUGUUCAGAGUCUAGACUAGCCUGGUCCUUUCUCAAACCACAGCCUGGUGACCAAUGUUGUGGUUGUCGUAGAGUGUGUGUGACACCUAGUGACUGUUUUUGUGGUUUUUAUAGUUUCAGACCAUUAGUCUGGGCCUAGGCCCUUCUCAGAAAACCCCUGGUGAUUUAGUUAAAAUAACAUCUAGUGACCGUGUCCGUCCGGCCGUCCAGGUACAGACAGACAUCAGUGUGGACACUAAGCAGCAGACGCUGACGGGCGUGGCCUUCCCUAUGCAACGAGACGCCAUCCAGGCUCUGGAACAGUUUAGAGAGAAGAGGAUCAACUACGUACAGCUGGUGAGUGUCCUAUACCAUAGUAUAGUAUAAUAUAGUAUAGUACAUCAUAGUAUAGUAUAGAAUAGAAUAAUAUAGUAUAGUACAUCAUUGUAUAGCAUAGAAUAUAUUAAUAUAGUAUAGUACAUCAUAGUAUAGAAUAAUAUAGUGUAGAAUAAUGUAGUAUAGUACAUCAUAGUAUAGAAUAAUAUAGUGUAGUACAUCAUAGUAUAGUAUAAUAUAGUAUAGUACAUCAUAGUAUAGCAUAUAAUAAUAUAGUAUAGUACAUCAUAGUAUAGAAUAUUAUAGUAUAGUAUAUCAUAGUAUAGAAUAAUAUAGUAUAAUACAUCAUAGUAUAGAAUAUAAUAAUAUAGUAUAGUACAUCAUAGUAUAGAAUAAUAUAGUGUAUGACAUUAUAGUAUAGUACAUCAUAAUAUAGUAUAUACUAAUAUAGUAUAAUACAUCAUAGUAUAGAAUAAUAUAGUAUAAUACAUCAUAGUAUAGAAUAAUAUAGUAUAGUAUAUCAUAGUAUAUAAUAGUAUAGUAUAGUAUAGAACAUGAUAUUAUAUAAUAGUAUAGUAUAUACUAGUAUAAUAUAUAAUAAUAUAGUAUAGUACAUCAUAGUAUAUAAUAAUAUAGUAUAGUACAUCAUAGUAUAUAAUAAUAUAGUAUAGUAUAUACUAGUAUAGUAUAAUAUAUAAUAGUAUAUAAUAAUAUAGUAUAUAGUAUAGAAUAAUAUAGUAUAGUAUAUACUAGUAUAUAAUAAUGUAGUAUAUAAUAAUAUAGUAUAAUAUAGUGUAGAGUAAUAUAGCAUAGUAUAGAAUAAUAGGGUAUAGAAUAAUAUAGCAUAGUAUGAUAUAGUAUAGAAUAAUAUAGUAUAGUAUAUAAUUAUAUAGUAUAAAAUAAUAUGGCAUAGUAUUGUAUAGUAGAGAGACGCCACAAGUCUCUGGAACAGCUCAGAGAGAAUAGGACCAAUGAGUACAGCAGGUGAGUGUCAGUACUGUCUGGCAGUCUCACCUCCUUAUUAGCGCACAGAGACAGACAAUAACUGGGAUGUGUUGUUUCAUUACCAGUAGGUGUGUCUGACUAGCUUGUUUUCUGUAUUCAACAAUGCCAUAUAAUUGCCAGAGAAAGACUACAAUGCAAUGGCUUAAACACAAACUAACUUGCACCAUGUUACAUGAAACAUUAUACGUUGUAUUGGAUGGUUUACAAUAGAAAGCUUAUUGAGGAUUGUUUAUGACAAAAUGCAUCACUGUCAUCAUCAUCAUCAUCAUCUGUAUCAACAGGAGAUAGAUUUUAGGAAUGAGUCUAUCAAGCUGUCCAGCACCACUCCUACAGAACUGAAGGAACUGCCCAAGAGGAUCCCCAAGGAUGCAGCCCGAUACCACUUCUUCCUGUACAAGCAUUCCCACGAGGGAGACUACCUCGAGUCUACAGGUAAAGCAACACAUUAAAAGAUAACGAGAAUAUUUUGUAUUACGUUGAUAUUAUACCUCACAAUUAUUUAUGCUUGAUCUAUUCCUAUUCAUAAUCGAUUACGUUAUUAAAAUGUAAUAACAGUGUGAUAAGGUGGUAUUUAAAGUGGUUUCCAAUGUGUGUUGCAGUGUUCAUCUACUCCAUGCCGGGGUAUAAAUGUAGCAUCAGAGAGAGGAUGCUCUACUCCAGCUGUAAGAACCCUCUCAUCGAUACUGUGGAGAGCAACCUGCGCAUCCACAUAGCCAAAAAGGUAAGAGCUGGGUCAUGUUCAUUAUAUCACACUGUAGCUAAAUAUUUUGCAACAGAACAUUUAAACAUGCACUUCGUAUUAUAUUCAUAUAUGGUCAGAUAGUCCCUCCAUUUCAGUCUGUUUUCUUCCAUUUGGAACCUGAUCUCUCGUGGACAGACUGCAUAAACAUAAGCAUCUGACCAAAAAUAUGUGAGAUUUUAGUUCUGGGUUAACCCAGAUUAUUUGGUAACUAAUGAAUAAAACUCAGGUUCACUGCAGUGUGUCACAUGAGAGGAUGACUUUCAACAGUUUAAAACACUCCUGGGAAAAUACUGUAACAUUAUGCCAAUGUAGACUGGAUUUUGCUGCAAUGUAUUUUUUAUAGAAUAAGUCUAGUGUGCACCUCAGUGAUAUGAUUUAUUGUAUUCUUAUUAGUGUAAGUAUCCCUACUAACUGAUUGAUUCUGAUUCCCUCCCCUAGCUGGAGAUUGAUAACGGUGAUGAGCUCACAGCAGAAUUCAUGUACGAAGAGGUCCACCCUAAGCAGCACGCACACAAGCAGGCCUUCCCCAAACCCAAGGGCCCCGCGGGGAAGAAAGGGGGGCGCCGGAUCACUAGACCACCAGGGGAUGGGGAAGAAGACUAAUAAAACACCCCUCCAUUUUAGUCCACAAUGGAACAUUCCACUUAGAAUAUAACACUUUAUCUGGGUACGUCCAAAAUGGCACCCUAUU
Messenger RNA from Coregonus sp. 'balchen', 11354 nucleotides. Lineage: Eukaryota; Metazoa; Chordata; Actinopteri; Salmoniformes; Salmonidae. The record is from the annotation of a GenBank genome assembly.